AUGAUAGGGUGGGGGGACGUGUACAAGGUGGUGUCCGCCAUGGCGCCGCUCUACUUCGCCCUGGGCCUCGGCUACGCCUCGGUGCGGUGGUGGAAGUUCUUCACCCGCGACCAGUGCGACGCCGUGAACCGCCUCGUCAUCUACUUCGCGCUCCCCUUCUUCGCCUUCGACUUCAACGCCCACGCCGGCACCUUCGCCGCAGGGUACCGCGUCCUGGCGGCCGACGCCGUCGCCAAGCUCGUCGUCGUGCUCGCGCUCGGCGGGUGGGUCGCGUACUGCCGCUGGCGGCAUUGGAUCCGUGGCCCCAAGGCACCACCCGCGAGCUCGGCGUGGCCGGGCCCCUCCUGGUCGUGGUGCAUCACCGGCUACUCGCUGGGCACGCUCAACAACGGGCUCUUCGUGGGCGUGCCGCUGCUGGACGCCAUGUACGGCAAGUGGGCGCGCGACAUCGUUUUGCAGCUGUCGGUGCUGCAGGCCGUCGUGUGGCUCCCGCUGCUGCUGGUGGUGUUCGAGGCGAGGCAGGCGUGGCUGGAGGUGACGUCGGCGCCGGCACCCGACGGCGGCGCGCGCGAAGAAGGCGACCAGGCAGCGCUGGGGAGCGACGACGGGGACGGCCGGAAGACGGCGGCGACGGGGUGCGCGUUCUGGGCGCGGCUGCUGCGGACGGUUGGGCUCAAGGUCGGCGGGAACCCGAACGUGUACGCCAGCCUCCUUGGGGUUCUGUGGUCCUCCGUGGCAAACAGGUGGCACCUGGAGAUGCCAGGCAUCGUAGAUGGCUCGAUUUCGAUCAUGUCAAGGACCGGCCUUGGGAUCGGAAUGUUUAACACUGGCCUGUUCAUAGGUCUACAGGACAAGCUCGUCGUGUGCCGGCCUGGACUGACGAUGUUGGGCAUGGCGAUGAGGUUCGUCGCUGCUCCGGCGGCCACCGCGGUCGGAGCGCUACUUUUGGGACUGCGUGGUGACCUUUUGCGUGUUGCCAUCUUACAGGCUGCACUGCCUCAGUCUGUCGGAGCAUUUAUCUUCGCGCUAGAGUAUGACCUGCACGCUGAUGUACUCAGUACCGUGGUAAUAGUCGGCACGCUGGCUUCGCUGCCUGUGAUAAUCACAUAUUAUAUUGUUUUAGGGCUCUUGUGA
This is a messenger RNA of Aegilops tauschii subsp. strangulata, 1134 nucleotides long. Its product is annotated as probable auxin efflux carrier component 5b. Gene Ontology annotation, cellular component: endoplasmic reticulum; plasma membrane. Gene Ontology annotation, molecular function: auxin efflux transmembrane transporter activity. The record is from RefSeq and is a predicted model, not a curated record. Gene Ontology annotation, biological process: auxin polar transport; auxin export across the plasma membrane. Lineage: Eukaryota; Viridiplantae; Streptophyta; Magnoliopsida; Poales; Poaceae.